UAAAGGCGCGUGUGGCAGAAGCUGAGCGAAGCAGUGGACAGCGCUCAUCAAUAGAUAAAGAUAAGGCUAUAUAAUACGCUUUGGCUAGUGGAUAUUUACAAUUGUUUUAAAGUAGCCUAACGUGAUACGAGGAUUUUUUUAUUUGGAAGAGAGAGGAUAUUGUUUUUGCGACGGAGUGGCUUCGCGCGUCAAGAUACCUUAUUCACUGGAAUGUUAUCGAGUAAAUUACUUCGAUUUGACUCGUGAAAAAGUGAAAAGCAUGAGCCUUUAUAGCCUACGUAUGCUUUCAAGUUCAUAGCCCACGAAUACCGGUCGCGUUAGACGUUUGUUGUAUUUCACUAGAGCAAAUUUAACCACGGUAUCCAAUUUUGGUAGUAUACUGUAAUAGCUUCUGCCUGUCUGCCAAAAGAUGACGGAAAACAAUGAGAAGGAGAAUGAACCGCAACACCGGGACCUCCAUCGUUGCCGGAGCACUGUGCCUAUUCAGCCCGAAUCAAAGCUGCAGCGACUAAAGCGCUCCUUGUCCUUCAAGUCAGUGAUGCGCAGCAAGAGCGUGGACAACUUCUUCCAGCGCCCCAGCAACGGGGAAGUCCGCCUGCCCUCUGGGAUCAUCCACGAGCCUCCUCUGACCUCCUCGCCACCACCCUUCGGGGAGACGCCCCUGACCUGCGAGCGCUCACCCUCCCUCUCCCCUUCGCUCAGCCCCAACCCCUCGCUUUCGUCCCGCUCGCCCUCCCUCAGUCCCUCCCUCUCCCUGACCUCCAAAGCCCAGCUCCAGGGCCGGCUAGUGAAGACCCACUGUUUCCAGGAGCACGUCUUCCGUCGGCCCACCUGCUGCCAGCAAUGCAAACACGUGAUCCAGGGGAACUCCAAGCAGGGUCUGCGCUGUAAAGCCUGUAAGCUGGGCGCCCACCUCUGGUGCUCCUCUGAGCUGUCCCAACAGCCCUGCACAGGAAAGACGGGGGCCUUUAAACGGAACUUCAGCUCCCCUCUCUUGACUAAUGAUAUGUUAGGGGUGGUCAAGGAAGCUCCACCAUCGCAAGAGUCUGAUAAAGGGGGAGUUGACCCUGUGUAUGAGGCUCUGCGUUAUGGAACGUCGCUGGCACAGAUGAGUCGCUCUAGCUUCGGAAGCAUCACUGAGUCCCCCAUUCAUAAGGUGGAGAGAGUAGGGGAGGGACUGGAAACGCAACCAAUCGUUGAGGAGGAGUUUGUCCCUGAGAACUAUCAUUAUACCCAUCCAUUACACAGAGAAGGCCUUCCAUUGACAAAACUAGCUCUCAAUCCUCCUGAAAGUGAGGCUGAUUCAGAGGACAGGGUCAGUCUGAAGACUCCAAAGCGCAUCGACGUCCACUCUGUACACACCUAUGUGGCUCUGUACAAGUUCAUCCCUCAGGAGAAGAAUGAUCUGGAAUUACAACCUGGCGAUCGAGUGCAAGUAACUGAUGACUCUAAUGAGGACUGGUGGAAGGGGAAAAGCAAAGACAAGCUGGGUUUCUUCCCCGCCAACUUUGUACAGAGAGUGCGCCCAGGUGAGCGUGUGUGGAAGGUCACGGGUGGUUUCCAUGGUGACCGCGACAGAGGGCAGAUGACUGUGAAAGAGUCUCAGAUCUGUGUGGGGAAGAACGAAGAGUUGGACGGUUUCCUAAAGCUGAGCAGUGGGAAGAAGAGAGGUCUAGUCCCUUCCAAGUACCUUCUGGAGAUAUGACUUCCGUCAAAGAAGGGAAUUCUCUGUGUCCCGACCCUCGUUCUGCCCUGAAGACCACCCUCUAUCAGGAGCGCUUCCCUAACACCUCACUGACUGCCAACCCCCUGGAUGUGGAAAUGGACCCUCCCACCAACACCAGAAAACAUAGAGAGGGAGGGAGAAUAUGGUGGACACUGGCCAGGAUCGAAUUGGUUUCACUGCUUUGCUUGGAGUGGUGGAAUAAUUUUGAGAGAAAGGAGGGGGGAGGGCUUCUGUUGAGCUAGCUGCUUUACCUGUGGUGUACCCUCACACUCUUUUACCUGUUCACGCACACAGACACAAACGCACACACACAAACGCACACACACACACACACACACACACACACACACACACACACACACACA
Messenger RNA from Oncorhynchus keta (chum salmon), 2091 nucleotides. RefSeq names its product SH3 and cysteine-rich domain-containing protein 2-like. Lineage: Eukaryota; Metazoa; Chordata; Actinopteri; Salmoniformes; Salmonidae. The coding region runs from base 410 to 1705 and encodes 431 amino acids. Gene Ontology annotation, cellular component: extrinsic component of cytoplasmic side of plasma membrane. Gene Ontology annotation, biological process: positive regulation of voltage-gated calcium channel activity; positive regulation of protein localization to plasma membrane; skeletal muscle contraction. The transcript has 12 exons. The record is from RefSeq and is a predicted model, not a curated record. Gene Ontology annotation, molecular function: protein binding.